This is a messenger RNA of Drosophila navojoa, 1235 nucleotides long. RefSeq names its product tetratricopeptide repeat domain 19 (gene Ttc19). Gene Ontology annotation, biological process: mitochondrial respiratory chain complex III assembly. Gene Ontology annotation, molecular function: protein binding. NCBI's taxonomy places the organism in Eukaryota, Metazoa, Arthropoda, Insecta, Diptera, Drosophilidae. The record is from RefSeq and is a predicted model, not a curated record. Gene Ontology annotation, cellular component: mitochondrial inner membrane.
UGUUUUGACUUACAUAUAUUUCGUAAUUGGGCUGAACAACCCAACCGACCGACCGAGUAAACGGAUUGGUCAUAAAAAUUACGAGUUAAUUAUAGAAUGCAUUGCAUUACAAAAUGAUGGUGAAGAAUUUUGGUAAACUAGCACAAGUGUUGUGCCGCACACGUUUCAUGCGGACCAUGGUUGUCAGUCCACACAACUAUACAAUGAGAGCGCACACAGGCUACAAAUCCCUGGCGCAAGAAUCAGGCACAUUGGGUUCUGUUUACAUGGAUCAGCAACAACAGAGGCAACAGCAUCACCAGCAGUCUGAAAGAAAAUCUAAAUAUCCUCACACCGGACUAGUAUUUGCGGCCAUGUUUAGCUUUAAUCUGUUUGGCGAUGACGAGAAAGAGGAGGAAACACCCGAAACGAAGCUAGUGAAUACCAUAAAACGUUCCAUACUCUGCAUACAGAAGGAGCAGUACGACAAGGCCGAACAGAUGCUACAUUUGGCGCUUCGCAUGGCCCAAGAUAUGCGAUCAACAAACGGCAUUACCUAUGUGUACGAUGUGAUGGCCAAUCUGGCCAUGGAACGGGAGCAGUUCAAAAAAGCCGAAACCCUCUUUGUGGAUGUAAUGAGACGCCUAAUGGCCGAUGGCCAUACAGAAGACAGUCCUAAAAUAUUGCACAUCAGCUCUAAAAUAGCGCAUAUGUCACAGCUGCAGGGCGAUCUAGUGAAGAGCUUUCAGGGCUUCCAAUGGACGCUGCAACGGCUGGCCAAACUAGUGAAAGAAAUGCCCGAGAAUAGUGAUGUACUGGAGCUAUAUGGUUUGACAAAGAACUGGUUUGGUCAACUUCUGAUGAAGCAAGGCAAAUAUGAGGAGGCCAGGAAUCUGUUCACAGAGGCUCUGAACAUUCUCGUCGACGUCUACGGAUACCUGAACGAUGCCUCAGUCACUAUUUUAAAUAAUAUUAGCGUAGCUUAUGUAAAUCUUGAAAAGUAUGCUGAAGCCAAAGAAACGCUUUUACGCGCACUGAACAUAGCCAAGGAGCUAAAGGAUACCGCCCAGGAAGGCGUCAUUCAGGCGAAUUUGGGCUUGGUUUAUCUACGCGAAGGCCUGCUUGCAGAAGCCGAAGACUUUUGUAAGCUUGCUUGGAAGAUUGGCAAGAGCAACUCGAAUGCCGAUGCCCUGGAACAAGCCGAGUAUUGCCUGAAUGAAAUAAAAUCAUACAUGAAGGGUUGAACAGCUGCUGAC